Durio zibethinus is the source of this 4057-nucleotide messenger RNA. RefSeq names its product protein HIRA-like. Gene Ontology annotation, cellular component: chromatin; HIR complex; nucleus. Lineage: Eukaryota; Viridiplantae; Streptophyta; Magnoliopsida; Malvales; Malvaceae. The record is from RefSeq and is a predicted model, not a curated record. Gene Ontology annotation, molecular function: nucleosome binding; protein binding. Gene Ontology annotation, biological process: chromatin remodeling; regulation of DNA-templated transcription; DNA-templated transcription.
AUACAAAUUAUUUUUUUUAACAAAUAAAUUACUAUAUCUCAAUAUUUUGGGUUUUCUUUUUUCUUUUUUAUUGUAAGACGAAGUUUUAUCAUUUUCGAGAUCUCGUCUUCUAUGGUUUUUUAUUUGUUUUAUUUUUUAUUUACCUUGUGCCUUCUCUGUAAUUGAAUUAGGACUUGGAGAUCUCGUCUUCUAUGGUUUUUUAUUUGUUUUAUUUUUAAUUUACCUUGUGCCUUCUCUGUAAUUGAAUUAGGGCUUUUCUUCUUACCAAAAAAAAAAAAAAGAAAACCCACUUAUUGACCCUAUUUAGUUAAUUUUUAGAAUUAGCUUUAAUAGAAAAGCCUUUUUUUUUUUUUAAUGUCUUUUCUCUCUUCCCAUUAAUCUACCUCGAAAUUUGCUGCUUCUUUUUCACUUCUAAGCACUCCAAAACCCUAAAUUUUCAUAUUUUGCUUUUUUGGGUUUUCAGAAAACAAGGUAAAGUUUCUUUUUUUUUUUGGGGGGGGGGGGUGUUUGAUAAUUUUCCACAAUUAGGGUUCUUUUUUUCUUUUGGUUUUGGCUGCUAAGAAACCUUAAUCUUUAUUUUUCAUUCUAAGCUGUGGUUGGGUUUUUUUUUUUUUUUUCUCCUUUUGAAAAGCUAUGAACUUUACUAGUCUUUGUCUGAGUUUUCACCAAACAUAGUGAAAAAGGAAGCAGAAUUUUAAAGGGUUCUGUGGAGCAGCUAAAGAAGAGAAGGAUGAUUGCUGAGAAACCAAGUUGGGUUAGGCAUGAAGGAAUGCAGAUUUUCUCCAUUGAUGUUCAGCCUGGCGGUCUUAGGUUUGCUACUGGUGGGGGUGACCACAAGGUUCGAAUAUGGAACAUGAAAUCUGUUGGCAGGGACUUGGAAAAUGAUGAAUCUACACAGAGGCUUCUUGCAACCUUGCGAGAUCACUUUGGGUCUGUCAACUGUGUUAGGUGGGCUAAGCAUGGUCUAUUUGUUGCAUCAGGCUCUGAUGAUCAAGUGAUUCUAAUUCAUGAGAGAAAGCCUGGUUCUGGAACCACUGAGUUUGGCAGCGGAGAGCCCCCUGAUGUUGAAAAUUGGAAAGUUGCAAUGACACUGAGGGGACACACUGCAGAUGUGGUGGAUCUUAAUUGGUCUCCUGAUGACUUGAUAUUGGCUAGUGGGAGUUUGGACAACACCAUCCACAUAUGGAAUAUGAGCAAUGGCAUCUGCACAGCUGUGCUCAGGGGUCAUUCUAGUCUUGUUAAAGGAGUUGCCUGGGAUCCCAUUGGUUCCUUCAUAGCAAGUCAAUCUGAUGACAAGACGGUCAUAAUAUGGCGAGCAAGUGACUGGAGUCUUGCUCAUAGAACAGAGGGUCACUGGGCAAAAUCACUGGGAUCUACGUUUUUCAGGCGGCUUGGAUGGUCACCAUGUGGCCAUUUUAUAACUACCACUCAUGGUUAUCAAAAGCCAAGGCAUUCUGCACCUGUUCUAGAGAGAGGAGAAUGGGCUGCCACAUUUGACUUCUUAGGCCACAAUGCCCCGGUUAUUGUAGUGAAGUUUAAUCACUCAAUGUUCAGAAGGAAUUUUGCCAAUUUGCAGGAAGUGAAAGCCACACCUGUUGGCUGGGCAAAUGGAGCUGCUAAGAUUGGGGGAAAAGAAUCACAGCCAUAUAAUGUAAUUGCAAUUGGAAGUCAGGACCGCACUAUAACUGUUUGGACAACUGCAAGUCCUCGACCUCUUUUUGUAGCCAAGCAUUUCUUUGGUCAAAGUGUUGUGGAUUUAUCAUGGAGCCCUGAUGGCUAUUCUCUCUUUGCCUGUUCAUUGGAUGGGACAGUGGCUACUUUCCAUUUUGAGGUGAAAGAACUUGGCCACAGGCUAAGUGAUGCUGAACUUGAUGAGUUAAAAAGAAGUCGCUAUGGUGACGUUAGAGGUCGACAGGCGAAUUUGGCAGAGAGCCCAGCACAAUUAUUGCUUGAAGCUGCUUCAGCCAAGCAAACCACUAGCAAAAAAGUAGCUUUGGAUGUUCAGCAGAACCAGAUACCUGUAAAAUCUUCUGUUGAGUUGGGGGCUACAAACAAAAAUUCUGAGCCUCAGAAUAAUGAUGGGAAGAAGAGUGGGCUAGCUGCUAGUGACGGAUUAAAUAAAGCAGUGACUUCUGCCCGGAUUUCUAGUCCUGUGAAACAAAGAGAAUAUAGGCGUGCUGAUGGUAGAAAGAGGAUCAUUCCUGAAGCAGUUGGUGUGCCCAUUCAGCAGGAAAAUAUUUGUGGCAAUGCUCAAUCUCAAGCACUAGACUUCCCUCUUUCAUCUUCCUAUCACAGAGAAAAUGAUAAUGUAGUUCCUACUGAUGGUGGUUUGAGAGAAGCUUCUGGCAGGGGAACCAUUGAUAGAAGCUCUGAUUUAAAGGAGCGCUUGGGGGUCACUGCCAGGGCUAUUGUUACUGACAGCCUGGUUAUAGAGAAAGUUCCAGUCUCUGCUGGCCAAGAUCAUAGCAUCAGUGUAGAACAGUGUGGAAGCAUGAAGCCUUCAGAUUCCACUGCUUCCUCUACCACAUCUCUUUCAAUUAGGGUAUUUGAGAAGAAAGAAGGUGAGGAUAUGACACCAGUUUGCUUGGAAGCUUGUCCUAGGGAACGUGCUGUGAAUGACAUUGAUGGUGUAGGAAAUGCAUGUAUGACAAAAGAAACAGAAAUUGUUUGCACAAAAGGGUCUCAAACUCUUUGGUCUGAUCGUGUCUCAGGAAAAGUCUCUGUUUUAGCAGGAAAUGCAAACUUCUGGGCUGUGGGAUGUGAAGAUGGGUGUCUGCAGGUUUAUUCAAAGUGUGGAAGACGUGCAUUACCGACCAUGAUGAUGGGAUCUGCAGCAUCCUUUAUAGAUUGUGAUGAGAGCUGGAAAUUGUUAUUGGUCACAAGGAAAGGAUCUUUGUAUUUAUGGGAUCUCUUCAAUAGGAACUGUCUCCUCCAUGAUUCAUUGGCUUCUUUAAUCACUUUGGACCUUAGCUCAUCUGCAAAAAGUACAUGCACAAUCAAAGUUAUAUCUGCUAAGUUAUCAAAAUCUGGUUUUCCUCUCGUUGUUUUGGCUACUCGGCAUGCAUUUCUCUUUGACAUGAGUCUAAUGUGUUGGCUGAGGGUCGCAGAUGACUGCUUCCCUGCAUCAAAUUUUGCCAGUUCUUGGAAUUUGGGUUCAAUUCAGACUGGUGAGCUGGCUGCACUGCAGGUGGAUGUCAGGAAAUAUUUGGCCAGAAAGCCAGGCUGGAGCAGGGUUACUGAUGAUGGUGUGCAGACACGUGCUUAUUUAGAAGCCCAGUUGGCAUCAUCAUUGGCUUUGAAAUCCCCUAAUGAAUAUCGCCAGAGCCUUCUUUCCUACGUACGCUUCCUGGCGAGAGAAGCAGAUGACUCUCGUCUGCGAGAAGUCUCUGAAAGUUUUCUCGGGCCACCAACUGGGAUGGCUUCAGAUUCCAAGAAUCCUGCUUGGGAUCCCUAUGUGCUUGGAAUGAGAAAACACAAACUUUUAAGAGAAGACAUUCUUCCUGCAAUGGCAUCCAAUAGAAAAGUUCAGCGUUUACUUAAUGAGUUCAUGGAUCUCCUCUCAGAAUAUCAAAGUGUUGAAAACAAUCUAGACCAAAAAAUUCCAUCUCCGCCAACUACUUCUCAACCAGCUAUAGAUCUGAUGGACUCUACCCCGUCUGCAGCAGGUCAAACAGAUUCUGCCCUGCUGGCAACAGAUAAGAAGGAAAAUCCUUCCCUUGGUCAAGAUAAAAUGGAUUCUGCUCCAUCAAUAACACAUCAAGUAAACUUGGGCAACCUCCAAUAAUGCUUACUAGCGAACAGCGGAGUGCUCAGAAAUAUAUCCCUUGCUGUUACUCCUUGCCAUCUUGAGCUUGAUGCUUGAAAGGGCAGCCUCCUAUAUAUAUGGAGCUUCUCAUUUUGUUGGACCAGAUGUAUUUUUUUUGUUUCUUUGUGUAUGUAACUUUAGGAUCUCACUUGUUAGUUAAAAGUUAUUUUUUGUUUCUCACCAUUGAUAGAAAUCAUUCUCUUGUACAAUUAAUUGAGCAUAAUAUUAAUCCAAUCCUGUCUUUCAAGUGUU